AUGAGUAAGGCCCUGGAUCGCAUCUCCCAGUCGCCGUUUACCCGUAGAAUAGAGAGGGCAAUGCUUCCUCGGUGGUUUCAUCAACCAACGUUCGCCAUAUACAAUGGUCGGUCCGACCCAGUGGAGCAUGUGAGCCAAUUCAAUCAAAGAAUGGCUGUCCACACCAGGGAUGAGGCGUUAAUGUGUAGGAUAUUCCCAUCUAGUUUGGGACCCAUGGCGAUGAGAUGGUUUGAUUCCCUCCAGCCAAAUUCCAUAGAUUCCUUUAAACAGCUGACGCAGGCUUUUGGUUCACGUUUCAUCACCAGCACUAGAGUCCCUCGGCCCCUCGAUUCCCUCCUAUCCCUAUCCAUGCGGGAAGGAGAGACGCUGAAGGCCUACUCGGAUAGAUACUGGGAAACAUAUUACGAGAUCGAAGGGAAAAAUGAGGAUGUCGCCAUCAGCGCGUUCAAAAGGGGCUUACCGACAGAACAUGGCUUAAGAAAGUCCCUCACUGGAAAGCCAGUCACCAGUGUGUGCCAGCUUAUGGACCGAAUUGACAAGUAUAAAAGGGUCGAGGAGGACCAGCAAAUGGGGAAGGGAAAAGCGAAGGUCGUCCCUCAGGAGAGGAGGGACUUCAGGUCGGAACGGUUUAACAACAGUAACAGGCCGAGAAGGGACUAUGUAGAAUAA
Molecule: messenger RNA, 669 nt
Organism: Quercus lobata
Lineage: Eukaryota; Viridiplantae; Streptophyta; Magnoliopsida; Fagales; Fagaceae
Exons: 1
Coding region: 1-669 (222 amino acids)
Source: RefSeq, a predicted model, not a curated record